AUGGCUCCCAAAUCUAUCGUCAGCCUCUUCUCGCUUCUGCCCAUCACCACUGUCCUUGCCUUGAAUCCUAGCUGUGCACCUGGAGGCAAUUUCGACUUUACUGUCUGGAGUCUUCAGCUCCCCACAGGCAGCGACGGCAGCGUCGACACCAUCAAGAGCAAAGCUCUUCAAGGCUGCAGUGGCUAUACUGGCCCUACGUUCUACACCGACAAGACCAAUGGCGAGCUCAUUCUUACGGCACCGGGUAAUCCGGACCUCACUGGCUGUGCCACCACCUCCGGCAGCGAGCACUGCCGGACUGAGCUGCGCGAAGUAAACAAGAGUGGCCAAAACACCAAUUGGCCUCCUACUGGCACCAACACGAAUACCGUGAGCUUAAAGAUUGUCAAGGCAGACGACGGCACUCACGGCACGGCCAUUGGCCAGGUCUUUGCCGCCGAGGCCAGCAAGCCUCUUGCCGAGAUGUACUACAGCACCAAAGGCGACAUUGUCGUCGGCGUGAAGCAAGAUGCGGAUAGCGAUCAGGUUGUUACCAAGCUUGGAAACGUCCCUGUGGGAACGUACUUUACCUACAUCAUGUCCUAUUCGAAUAAUGUCUUGAGUAUUUCUAUUAAUGGAAACAAGACGACGCUUUCGACCUUUAACUGGGACUCUCCUAAUUGCUAUUUCAAGACUGGGAAUUAUAAUCAGGGCAAGACGGCGGUUACGUCUGAGGUGCAUAUCCAGUCUAUCAAGGUGGUGCACUCUUAG
Molecule: messenger RNA, 750 nt
Organism: Trichoderma atroviride IMI 206040
Lineage: Eukaryota; Fungi; Ascomycota; Sordariomycetes; Hypocreales; Hypocreaceae
Source: RefSeq, a predicted model, not a curated record